GUUGAUGACGCUCGCCAUCGGGAGGCAUUUGGACAGCCUAUAUGUAACCCAUAUACCGAGCAACAAAUGGUGCGUCUGUGCUGGAGACCCUGAUGCUGGAGUUUGAGAGAUGUUUCCACCGACUGAGUGACAUUAAUGAUCCACUGCAGAGCCCGCUGCAGGGGGACGAACCGCGCGCUAUCAUCUGUUGAUCGGAUUGGAGACAAUUAAAGCGCAUUAUCAUGAGCCGACGCGGUCCGAUUUACAGGUGAAAUUCAAGGAGCGUGAAAUGAUUCCAAAGUCAGGAAAAUCCCCAGCAGACUCGAGGAAAAGUGUCGGCAUCCAUGAGUUUGCAGCACUUGCCAGAUCCUCCUUAAAUGGUAUCUCUCAGGCAGUGAGGGACCAUGUGACGAAGCCCACCUCCCUGGCUCAGGGCCGGGUCGCCCACCUCAUCGAGUGGAAGGGUUGGCCCAAACCUGCCGGCCCCCCGCCAGCCGCCCACUUUAGCUCCUACUGCCAUCUGACGGAAGGAGAGAAGGAGGCCCGGUUCGCUGCAGGAGUGGCUGAGCAGUUUGCCAUCGCUGAGGCUAAACUGCGUGCCUGGGCGUCUAUAGACGAUGACGAGGAAGACUCCAACGAUGAGGACUCCCCCACCAACGGACAGUCUCAGACCUUAUCCAGCCAGAGCUCAGACGCCACCACGUCCAAUCCUAUCGACGGAGCGCCGUGCCAGCCUGAUGUCGAAGGCAGCAAGGCACCGCCCUCCGAUGGCCCCCUGUGCUCCAGCAGCAGUGGCAGGCCUGCAUCUCACAGUGACCCACAUUCAUCGCAGACCAGUUCGCCUACUUUACCCAGCGACUGCAUGAGUCCCUUCCUGGAGGAGGAGGAGGAGGAGGAGGAGGAGGAGGAGGAGGAUGGUCACGAGGAGCGGCCGGCCCUUCCACAGGAGCAGCACAGUGAGGUGUGCAUCCUCCACAAGCCGGAGUGGAGGCCUCGGGCCAGGAGCAGCAGGUUCGACUCCUGCUACUCCACCUCUCGCUCCGAGUCUCCCGGAGAGGAGGACGAGGAAGACGAGGACGAGGAAGGCAGCGUGUUUCACGAGUCUCGUGCUUGGCAUUCCAGCCGGAGGAGCUUCUUCUCCGACCGGGCUUCCUCUGGAGUGGCGUCCUUCGAUGAAGAGGAGGAGAGGGACGAAGUAGAGGAGAAGAAAGCAUAUUUGAUAUGAUGUCGUCCCAUCUUUAUGUCUCUUUGAGUCUGUGUUGAUUCUGGAUAUGACAUAAUCUGUUUCUGCUUUCACUGUAAACCUCUCCACCUCCUCCUUCUCUCCUCUUCCUCUGAUCAUGUCCUCUCCACUCGCUGCCUUCCGUCUCUCAUCCUCCAGGCCUUUCAUGCACUGAUCUCGCUCCGCCGUUUGUCACUGCUGUAAACGGUGUAAUAUUACUGUAUUAAACGGUGUAAUACAGUAUAGUUGGAGAGUUCAGCUGGAAUGUAAAGCUGUUUAAACUGAGUUUUGUACAUUUUUGUGAAUGUGGUGCAUUGGUUUUCUAUGGAUAUUUUGGAGUGUCGUAUGUUUUCUGGGUCAUGCUGUGUCAUGUGGGUCGGGCAAUGUUUGAUACUGAAUGUCUUGCUUAUCUAUAAAUAUGAUUUGUUUUUGAAA
Messenger RNA from Anarrhichthys ocellatus (wolf-eel), 1636 nucleotides. RefSeq names its product family with sequence similarity 131 member Aa (gene fam131aa). Lineage: Eukaryota; Metazoa; Chordata; Actinopteri; Perciformes; Anarhichadidae. The transcript is spliced from 5 exons. Bases 269 to 1204 code for a protein of 311 amino acids. The record is from RefSeq and is a predicted model, not a curated record.